Molecule: messenger RNA, 1010 nt
Organism: Amblyraja radiata (thorny skate)
Lineage: Eukaryota; Metazoa; Chordata; Chondrichthyes; Rajiformes; Rajidae
Product: nuclear factor 7, ovary-like
Exons: 5
Coding region: 28-798 (256 amino acids)
Molecular function (GO): zinc ion binding
Source: RefSeq, a predicted model, not a curated record
GGCUGUUGCCAGAGCGGGGAGCGCACGAUGCCGCGGGCAGCGGGCAGCGAGGAGCAGCCAGCCGGAGCUCAGUGCCCGGAGCACGGCCAGGAGGUAGAGCUGUACUGCACCCAGGACAAGAAGCCCCUGUGCCGACUGUGUGUGGAGGGCGACCGGCACAGGGGCCACUCGAUCAGCCCCGUCAAUGAGUCCAUCCGCGUCUACCAGAAUGAAUUGAAGACCACUCUUGACAGCCUGAAGGAGAGGAAGGCAGUGUUUACUGCGAUUAUGGACAAUCAGGAGCGCAAGAUCUCGGCACUCAAGGGCACGGUGGAGAGCCUGGGCCGCCAGGUGACGGAGGAGUUUGCAGCCAUGAGGCGGUUCUUGGACGAGAGGGAGCGUGUGGUACGGAGGGAGCUGGCAGUGCACGCGGGCAGCCUAUUGCAGCCGCUGGAGGGGAACCUGCGGGCCAUCCAGCGGGCACUCAUCACCCUGCAGAAGGACAUCAUCCAGUGCCAGGCCGUGGUCAACCAGUGGGACAGUCUGCGCUUCCUACAGGAGUUCAAUUGGCUGAGAGAAAGGCCCCGGGAGGAGGUUCACUGCCCGGCUGCCAUCUCUGCCCAGCCUUGCCUGGGCCUCUUCAGAGGGCCACUGCAGUACCGUGUGUGGAAGGAGAUGAGGAGCUGCAUCAGCCCAGGUAACGCACCUGCAUGUCCGCAUGCUUUAGCUCACGGAGAGGUACGACUGGGGACAUGGGCAGGGCACUCACCCAUCAGUAGCUCCGCCACCAUGGGGUCUGUCAUCAUGCAUCACCCAUAGUGGAAUCACACCAAUGCCUCUACUUCCUUGGAAGGCUUCGGAAGUUUGGCAAGGCCCCUACAGCUCUCACCAACAACUACAGAUGCCCCAUACAAAGCAUCUUACCAGGAUGCAUCACACCUUGGUUUGGGAACAGCUCCAUCCAAGACCGCAAGAAAUUGCAGCGAAUUGUGGAAGCAGCCCAGACCAUCACACAAACCAACCUUCCUUCU